GUUUCUUUAAAUAUUUGCAGAGUACAUGCGCGAGUAUGGCUUUGAUGGAUUCGACUUGGACUGGGAGUACCCGGGGGCGACGGACCGCGGAGGAGGAUUCAAAGACAAGGACAACUUCUACCACUUUGUGUAUGAAUUGCGACAGGCCUUUGACGCCGAGGGCGAAGGCUGGGAGAUCACUAUGGCUGUGCCUGUCGCCAAGUUCCGCCUCCAGGAAGGGUACCACGUCAAAGACCUUUGCGAGUUGGUCGACGCAGUACAUGCCAUGACGUACGACUUGCGUGGGAAUUGGGCGGGGUUCGCCGACGUUCACAGCCCGCUUUACAAACGACCUUUCGAUCAGUGGGCCUACGAGAGGCUCAACGUGGCGGAUGGAAUGACGUUGUGGGAGGAAAUGGGUUGCCCGAAGGACAAGCUCGUCGUGGGUGUGCCGUUCUACGGCCGAACAUACACCCUGGGCAGCAAGGACAACACUGCUCUCCGCGCCGGCAUCAAGAAGUGGGAAGGCGGCGGCCAACGAGGCGCCUACACCAACGCUACCGGCUUCACGGCCUACUACGAGAUUUGCGCGGCUGUGCAGAAUAAAGAAAGCGGAUGGACGAAGAAGUUCGACGACAUCGGGAAAUGUCCGUAUGCCUUCAAUGGCGACCAAUGGGUCGGUUACGAAGACGAAGAAAGUCUGCAAUACAAGAUGGAUUUCAUCAAAGAAAGCGGCUACGCUGGAGCAAUGGUGUGGGCCAUCGACAUGGACGAUUUCCACGGGAUUUGCGGGGAAAAGAACGCCUUGAUGAAGUUGCUGUACGACAAUUUGCGCGAUUUCUCUGUGCCGUCGGUUCCGCCACCUGCGCCCGACACCAGGCCGGAGUGGGCUAGGCCGCCAAAACCCGAAGUGGAUCCCAUCGAAACAAUUUCCUCCGCAUCAAAACCGAAGCCAUCAAGGCCAGAUUCGACACAGGUGAAAACCUCGUCGUCGGCUCCUCAAUCUACAACGACUGCGACAACGACACAAGAGACCAAGACAACAGUGACGACGACGACGACGACAAAGAAAAAGGAAACACCGACGACAACUGAAGCUUCCCCCGCAGAGAAACCCUUCGAAGGAAAAGCGCCAGAGAAUGAGAAACCGCCAGUUAUUUGCAAUUCCGACGGGUUCAUCGCUCAUCCUACCAACUGCUCUAAGUUCUUUCGCUGCACGGACAAUCAAUUAUGGGAAUUCUCGUGCCCAGACGGACUUGUGUGGGACCCAGAAAAAAACAACUGUGUUUGGGUCCGUGACACUUCCCGUGCCGAAUGUCGCGACGGUGACAGCAAAAGAACAGACUUGGGGUCUUCUCCAGCAUCAGCAGUGGCAGAAACACCAGAAAAGGAACCAUCAUCAUCAUCGUCGUCAACAUCAUCCACCACGACGACAUCAUCACCACUAGUGUCCCACGUCGUGUUUCCUGUAUUCCCUGCUCUGGUUUACGCCGUGUUUCCUUUGCCUGCCGCAGGGAACCCGUAUUACGUUCAGUCUCCGGCCCUCGGACCCAUAUUGCGGGCCCCACCUGGUUCUUAUCCCAUUUUAAACGACACCCCUGUCGAAUAACGACGACGACGACGACGAUGACGUGGGGAUACUUUUAUUUCUGUUUUCCCUCCUCCCUUUCACGACGCUUUGACGUAACGAAACUUGCGAGGGGAGAAUUUCCCGACGACGAAGACGGAAAUAACUUUUCUGUGGGUUUACGAGUGGCUCCUCUGAACCCUCGGGAACCCCAUGUAAAAAUACCUGGAACGGCCAUUAUUUUUUGUUUUCUUCGACAGCUGGAGGAACCCUCGAACAGUAUGUUCUCAAAACAUGGCUCCCCGCAGGAUUUUUGCAAAAUCGCGAAAAGGUUUCCCAUUUUGUGCAAACAGGUGACGAGAGAAAAUCACUGAUCAGAAACAUUCUGCUUAAUUUUCGCACCGCGUGAUCUUAAAAAAAAAAUAGCAACGAGAGCAAAUCACUCAUGAGAAGAAAAAUCGUGUAGCACGAAUUUUGCGUGCGGGAUUUUCUGACAGGAACGAAAAAAAAAAUAA
Notodromas monacha is the source of this 2061-nucleotide messenger RNA. NCBI's taxonomy places the organism in Eukaryota, Metazoa, Arthropoda, Ostracoda, Podocopida, Cyprididae. The record is from the annotation of a GenBank genome assembly.